Molecule: messenger RNA, 3914 nt
Organism: Ahaetulla prasina
Lineage: Eukaryota; Metazoa; Chordata; Lepidosauria; Squamata; Colubridae
Gene: B3GALNT2
Product: beta-1,3-N-acetylgalactosaminyltransferase 2
Exons: 12
Coding region: 188-1690 (500 amino acids)
Cellular component (GO): membrane
Molecular function (GO): hexosyltransferase activity
Source: RefSeq, a predicted model, not a curated record
CCGGCUCUGCGCACACGCUUUCCUGGUCCGGGGCGGGACUUUGGCUUUGGGCCGGCCGCGGGAGGGGCCGGCGAGGGUCUCUGGUGCCGGAGCGAGGGAAGGCGAAGGAGACCUUACCUGUCUCUGCGGGUCCGUCCCGCGUCUGCUCCGAGAGAGGCCGCGACGGCUGGGCAGCGGCCGGCGGCCAAUGCGAAAUUGGUUGGUACUUCUCUGCCCGUGUGCGGUCGGGGUCGUGCUGCACCUUUGGCUUCUCCUCCUCAGGUGCCCGGCCAGCGGCCCCGGGAAGCAACACCCGGCAGGUCUACUGGCUUUCUUUCCUCACUGGAAACCAAAACAUUAUGAUGUUAUUGUAGGGAUACUCUCUGCACGACACAAUGAUGGAUUGCGGAAUGCUAUAAGAAAUACUUGGUUUAGGCAUUUGAAGCAGCAUCCAACUUUAAGCCAUCGUGUCCUUGUGAAGUUUAUAAUUGGUACACAUGGAUGUGAUGUGCCAGUAGAAGACAGAGAAGAUCCUUAUUCAUGCAAACUUCUAAAUAUCUCUAAUCCAGUUUUAAAUCAAGAAAUUGAAGCCUUCACUUUGCCAGAGGAUGAUACUUCGGUGCUCUCAGAAGACAGAGUUGUCACUGUGCAUUUCAAAGUCCUUUAUCCGAUUGUCAUCACCAGUCUUGGGGUAUUCUACGAUGCUAAGGGUGUUGGAUUCCAGAGAAACAUUACAGUGAAGCUAUACCAAGCAGAACAAGAGGAGGCACUCUUCAGCGCUCGUUUUAGUCCACCUAGUUGUGGAGUACAAGUGAGUAGACUUUGGUACAAACCUGUGGAACAGUUCAUUCUGCCAGAGAGUUUUGAAGGCACCAUUGUAUGGGAAAGCCAGGAUCUGCAAGGCCUUGUUUCUAGAAAUCUUCAUAAAGUGAUGGUGAAUGAUGGCGGUGGUGUCUUCAGAAUUAUCACGGCGGGAGAAGGAUCACUACCACAUGAAUUUACACAGGGUGUGGAGGGGAUCGCAGGUGGCUUUAUAUAUACUAUUCAAGAAGGUGAGAUACUUUUACAAACCCUGCAGAGUCGCUCUGAAAGAUUCCUAAACCAUAUGAACAAACUAGAAAAGGAGGAUGUCUUACUGAAGGAAGAAAGCAACAUUUACGACGAUAUAGUUUUUGUUGAUGUUGUUGAUACUUACAGAAACGUUCCAGCCAAAUUACUGAAUUUCUAUCGAUGGACUGUAGAAGCUGCAAGUUUUGAUGUCCUGCUGAAGACAGAUGAUGACUGCUACAUAGAUUUAGAGGCAAUAUUUAACAGAAUAAAAAUUAAAAACUUGGGCAGACCAAAUAUCUGGUGGGGAAAUUUCAGAUUAAAUUGGGCAGUUGAUCGGACUGGGAAGUGGCAAGAAUUGGAGUACCCAAGUCCUGCAUAUCCAGCCUUUGCUUGUGGGUCUGGUUAUGUUAUUUCCAAAGAUGUUGUAGAAUGGCUAGCAAGCAAUUCUGAAAGACUCAAAGUAUAUCAGGGUGAAGAUGUGAGCAUGGGUAUUUGGAUGGCAGCCAUUGGGCCAAAAAGAUACCAGGACGAUCUCUGGUUGUGUGAGAAGACUUGUGAGAGUGGUAUGCUGUCCUCUCCUCAGUAUUCUGCUCAGGAGCUUGCAGAGCUUUGGAGAAUAAAGGAACGCUGUGGAGACCCUUGCAAAUGUGAAGAAAAAUAAGGGUGGCAAACACUCUAAGGAAAACUGUAGAGAGAAAAGAAAGGGGAAGCCUCAGAACAGAUGUUCCAUCAGUCUCCUAUGUAGUCUGUUACUGGUGACAAAUGUAAGAGUAUGUUGCUAGCCAAUUUAUGCUUCUACUCCACUGGUUACAUACAGUGUAUGUUUAUUUCAGUAUGGCGUAAACUACAGACAAACUUCACACAUUCUUUAAAGAAGUGUUUUCAUGUAGAUAAUUUGUCUAGUGUGAAAUGGCCCUCAGGGCUAUAUUUGCACACCUAUCCCCUUUUUAAUAAAUGGACACAUUUCAUUUUUGAACAUACUCUUUUACGAAGCCAAAUAUGAAUGUGAAUUCUUUUAUUAAUAUAUUACAGAAGUAGAUAAACUUGACUUUUCAUGCAUUUAGUGUAUACAAGAGUAAAGAACUGAGGAUAAACUGAGAAAGGCAGAUACAAUACUGUACAUAUUGCAUAUUAAACUUGCACUUCUCUGCCCAUAUGCCUUGCUAGAGAAGACCCUUAACCAAGGCAGACUGCACAGAUGUGUUGGCUUCUAAUGAAUUGGGGAUCAGACUGAUGUUUUAAUUUCAGUCUGUAUUUCAAAUAUGAGGGAAACAGUGCCUCUUGCUGGGACUACUGAUAUAUUAUCAUGUAACUCCUGUAAAGAAGGAAGUUAGAUGCUGUAGUAAUUCUAUUUAUCCUCUGUGUACUUUCAGCCAACAUGCAUAUUAAAUACUAGGGUCCCCGUACUUCCCCCCCCGCCCCCAGGUUGAGUGAUUUUUAUGCUUUCUGGUAUUCUGUGGCUAUUGGGAUGGGUUGGUAAUGAAAUACCUCAGCUUUUAAUUCUCUCAAAUAUGUUAUUUGUAUAGUAGUGAGUGGAAGGUUUGUUGAGAGUCCCACUGAUUUUCGUAAGUUACUAGUGUAGCACAAAUGAAUUACUUUUUAUUUGAAGCUGGCAAAAGCUUUCAUUUUUCUCUUACAAGCAUGAUAUUUCUUUUUUCUUUAAAAACAAGAAUAGAAAAGCUUGUUUACCAAACAGUGAUACAUUUUUAUAAAAGCUUUCCCCAACAAUACAAUUAAAAAUCAGCCUAAACUUUGUUAGCAGUGUGCAAGUUAUCUUAAAAUGUAUCAAAAGCAGAUUUUACCAUCGCACUAGAAUGCAAUCUUCAUUUUCAAUAGAGUAGAAUUGCAAGGGCUUUAGGUCAUUGUCCAAUUCAAUUUCUUUGCCUUUCAUCUAGGAUUUAAAGAAAAUGAUUCAGAUAGAUAUUAGAUUUGCACAUUUUAAUCUAGUAUAUCUUAAAAGACUAAGAUGGAAUAUAAAGGAAAGGAAGCUAAUCUGUUUCAAAACAAUAGUACUGCUUUUCUUAAAAAGAAAUCAAUCAUCCAACAUUAUAGAGUGCAAUGUAUUGAUUUUAUCAGGGUAACGAGUUGUAUUAUUCUGGAACAUCUCAAUUCAUGUACUGUUGCAUUAUUGAAUUUGAGCUUACUUUAGAACUUUCAUAUGAUAGUUUCAGUUCUGAGCCUGGAAUUUUAAGUAGACGAUACAGCAAUCCUUUGACCUUCUGAAUAGUCAUAGAAUCUACAUUAAAGAGAGAAUUGUUUAACUAUAGAUAGAUAAUACUUGACGCCACAGCAACUGAAAUUCUAGCAAAAGCUGAUACUGAAAUAGAUUUGUGGGAGUUGAGCUCCUGCAGUUCACGGAAACCAAUUAGAAUAAUUUAAUUUGACAUUAAAACUACUACUCUUAAGCAAAAGUUUACCAAAUUAUAUGUCUACUUUAUAUCUACAACACACUGACUGACCUAAGUGACCUUCAAAAUACUAUUUAUGGCAUUAGCUCUUUUGUACCUUAACACUAUGAGUGAAGCCUUUUCCUCUACUUCACAGUACGAGGCCCCCAAAUCUUUAUGUGCUAAUUUGUCCAGAUUACCAUUAACCUUAUGCACUUGUAUUUCAAAUUAACAAUAUGAACAUGAAAGUGUAUUUUUAUAGUAAGAUUUAAAGGAGUAAAAGUUUUAAGAAUUUGACCCAUCUAGAGAUUGGCUAUGCCGGGUAAUUUCCCCCUUAUUUCAUUUAAAGCUUUAUCUGAAGGCACAGCAAUAGUCCUCUAUUGUCAAAAAUGUACUUUAAAGUAUUUUUCUAUUAACUUUUUGAAAAAGCUGUAUCAUUUUAUGCAACUUGUGAUAAAUGUGAUUUUUAUUUUGAAUAAAUACUUUUCAAAAUACAAA